AUGUUUUACUUGACCAUACAAGUUGUUGUGAUGCCUCAGCGUCCCAUUGUGCACCAUGAUUCGGAGUCCGAGUUAGAGUAUGAUGAUGCAUCGGAAUCAGACAUACUGUCAUCGUUUGUGGUGGGGAUCUCAUCAACCACCACUCAGUCAUCGGCUUCUGUGCAGGAUGGAGACAUGGAGAUCAUUCAGUGCCUGCAACUUGAAAACCAGUCUCUCAAGAAUAACAAUUGGACUCUGGGAAAGAAGAACAAAGUCUUAGCAUCCAAUCAAUGUAGACAUUCGAGUGCGCAAGUUCCUGACAAGCUGAAGGCCUUUGACAUUGAAAUCUCGACCUUUGCUCGCAAAUAUGGUGUUAUUGCUGAGAUGUUCCCACCUGAGCACCGCGUUCUCAGAUUGCCCGUGCCAAACCCUUCGCCCAUCAUCACAUCUGCUAGUCGCUAUGCAAGCAAGGGUGCCGAAGAACUUUGUCUUGUGACAGAGGUAUAUUCACUUCUACCAGAUCAUCUCCAUCGUUUCAUACCUACUUCUCAUUUUCAAUCAUUGCUAGAGCAGCAUCUUCAAGGUGGACGCUCCAGUGAGAUUGGCAAACUACGCUUUAUGGCAGGGCGUAUCUUUGGUCUGGAUUCAUCAUACUUUGACCUGAGUUUCAUGAAGCGGGAUACCAUUCCUGAGAUCCAGAAGAUGCUUGGAUCAGGUACUGCUGGUGGUCGCUCCUCACCGUUGAAGUUUCCGCCCGUCCUUUUCACAAAUCAAGAGAUGGACCCCACAAUGUCCACAGUUUUUGGUAACUGGGAACCACUUGUGAAGGCGAUUAGGAUUGUGAUGUUUGGAAAGAAUUCACUAGACAUUUCUGGCUGGCCAUGCGCUAAGUGCAAUGCUCGAAAAUGGGGCACAAUGUCCUGUACUCCCGGUCUUCUUGCAUGGGGUUGGGUCACAUUGAUCUUCAUCCUUUCUCCUGACACUUCAUUCAUGAAAGCUGGAGUUGGCGCAAAGUCUCGGCUACCAUAUGCUGCCAUGUUUAUGGCCUACAAGCAGCUGUGGGUCACCCUUUGGGAUCAGCCUCGUAUUUGUGCAAUCCGCAAAAGGAUCGACGCCCACGUCUGGCAAUCAUCCUCAACUUCCAAUGUCACAAUGUCCGACACCGAAGGUGAAGAUUUUACCUCUGAUCUGAUGUGUUUGGCCAUUGCAAAUGCAGGGCAGAAGGAAUCCAAUGACUUUCCUGGACCAACGACUACCAAUGACAAUCCCAUCAAUGACAUUUCUGGAUUGGUCACCCCCAUUACACCCACAAUCACUCCUUUAGCACUGGUCGUUGUUCCUUCAGCACCGGUCGUUGUUCCUUCAACACCAGUUGUUAUUCCCUCAGCACCAGCCAUCCUGGUGCUUGCCCCUGCAAAUACUACCACUGCUCUCAAUUCUGCAACCCUCUUGCUGGCUAUUCCAGCCCCUGGGCCACCUGUGGUGUCUGCAGGUGCAGCUGCUGCCACUGCAGCCUCUGAAGUCCCUGGACCUCCAGUGACCACUGUUGAUUCAGAAGUUCCUGGAGUACCCAAUGAUGUACCGGUGGUAGCGACAGCCCCAUCUUCUGGUUGUCAGGGCUGA
Molecule: messenger RNA, 1602 nt
Organism: Suillus paluster
Lineage: Eukaryota; Fungi; Basidiomycota; Agaricomycetes; Boletales; Suillaceae
Exons: 5
Coding region: 1-1602 (533 amino acids)
Source: RefSeq, a predicted model, not a curated record